AGAUUAGGAGUCCCGGGAGGCGAAAUCCCGUCGACAACUAGGGUUUGCAAGAACGAAAAAUAAAAGAUAAAAAAUAGGCGAAAUUUCUCUGUCUUUCUUAUUGAUUUCAGCGCCUAUUUAUAAUCUAAGGACCCUAGGGUUGGUUCGACUCUACGGGCCGGGAAAGAACCAACAAAGAAAACCCGACACGGAGCUUAUAAAUUGCUCGACCCAAUUGUUCAAAAAUAAUACUAAAACAAAGAAUAAAGUCUAGAAAAUAAAUUAAAAGAUCCUAAUCUACGCAGCCUUUCAUGCACUUUAUUUGGCCACGUAAUCCCCGAGCCUCGUCGGCGCCUUGGGCCUCCGGGUCGACCUCCUCUGCUCCUUCCUCUCUCUCGGCGAUGGUCUCCCCUGCUCCACUGUCUCGUAGUUCAGAUCCGAGACCUGCUGCUCCUCCGGCUCCUCUUCCCCGCUGACGACGACGGAUGGUUCAUCGUGGUUGAGAGGGAUCUCUGCUUCACUACCCGUAUCACAUUGUUACUUAAUGUACCUAUUUCAUCAGGUGUUUGUUAAAAUGAAGAAGAGGGACGCAGAAUCCAAACAUAGGGAAGUGCUUUGGUAUGAAGGCAGAUUGGGAAUAUCUGUUUGAGAGCUUUUAACGUUGCUUGUCGGCCAGACUGGAAUCUCUAAAGGAACAAGUUUACCUGCUACAAUACAGAAGGUGCUUAUACAAGAAAGAGUAGUGACAGAUCUGCUUCUCUUCAUCUUUUAUAUGCCAACAACCUCAUCAAAGAUUCCUUCCUUCAUUUCUGUUCUUUAUAUCUAUAUACCCUACCUACCAAACAAAGCUUCCUCCGAGUGUCUUUAUCCCCCUCCCUCUAGUUUUAAGUCUCUUUUCGAAGUGUGAACAUCAUAUUGCUUGGCAUUUAGCAUCCAAAACAGUCCCUAUAUUCUUUCAGUAAAUAUACAUUACAAACUAUGGUUUUGUGCUCGGGACAGUGAGGGGGUGGUUGAACAUGGCCUACAUGGAGGAUGAACAAAAUGAGGAUUAUCUUUUUAAGAUUGUCUUGAUUGGUGAUUCAGCUGUUGGUAAAUCCAACUUGCUUGCUAGAUUUGCAAGAGACGAGUUUUACCCUAAUUCAAAAUCUACUAUCGGAGUAGAGUUCCAGACGCAAAAGAUGAACAUCAGUGGUAAGGAAGUUAAGGCUCAGAUCUGGGACACAGCUGGGCAGGAGCGGUUUCGGGCUGUAACAUCUGCAUAUUAUAGAGGUGCAGUCGGAGCCCUCGUGGUAUAUGACAUCAGCAGACGCCAGACUUUUGAAAGUGUCACCAGAUGGCUUAACGAACUCCACACUCACUCGGACAUGGAUGUGGUGACGAUACUAGUGGGAAAUAAGUCGGAUAUUAAAGAUGCACGAGUGGUGACAACUGGCGAAGGCAAGGCCUUGGCGGAGGCACAUGGUCUGUUCUUCAUAGAAACAUCAGCGCUAGCUUCGUCGAAUGUGGCUGCUGCGUUCGAGACGGUUGUGAGAGAAAUAUUUAGCAUUUUAAGUAGGAAAGUGAUGCAAUCUCAGGACCUGAAGCUUAAAGGCAGCGGUUGGUUGGCAAAUGGGAAAACUGUAGUUUUACAAAGUGAUGAAAAGCAGGAAGCAGGAACUAAAACAGGUUGGUGUUGUUCACAAUGAUUUUCAAAUUGCAUUUAAAUUUCCAGAUUCGAAUUCUGAUCAUUUUACUCCAACUCAAAAGCAUAGGCCCUCUUCUUUAUAGUAAUUGUGUAAAUGAAUUGGAUGGCUUAAGAUACUUCAAUUUUUUGGUUGACUGUCACAAAGCCCCUUCUCUAAUUGUACUAUUAAUAUUGUGAAAA
Molecule: messenger RNA, 1843 nt
Organism: Salvia splendens (bonfire salvia)
Lineage: Eukaryota; Viridiplantae; Streptophyta; Magnoliopsida; Lamiales; Lamiaceae
Product: ras-related protein RABA5a
Exons: 3
Coding region: 996-1664 (222 amino acids)
Molecular function (GO): GTP binding; GTPase activity
Source: RefSeq, a predicted model, not a curated record